CCAUCAAGUUUAGGCGGGAAUUGGAAAGCGUUGCUAAUUAGCCUAUAUCUUUUUGCCUCUCUUUCUCCUGCUCCUGCAGAUGGUACAGAAAAACCCUAGCACGAAAUGGGUCCAAGAAAGAAAUUGAAGUACUCAACACCAGCAACGAAGAAAUCGAACUCAAAUCAACAACGCUCGCAGCAGCCUGCCAAGCAUGGCAUUCAACAUUUCUUCCAUCGCCACACCCAGAACGCUCUUUUAGCCUCUCAAAGUUGCACAUCUUCUCAUUCACAGCUCACCCAUUCAGCCUCUCCCUCCGUUGCUCUUGCCCAUAACCCGCCUGUUGCCCCCAAUAUUCCCAAACAAGCCCCUCACCACUCUUCUACCCUUAACCCAUGUAAUGCAGCCAACCAAGCACUUCACGACCCUGCGAAUGGAAAUGCUCCAAAUUCUGCUGCUUCCGCUUUCCCAGUCCCUAAAGCCCCAAUUACGUCGCUACCAAUCCAUCCUAAUAUCACUAAUGGAUCCAAUGGAUGGAUUUUUGAUGCGGAAAAUGCCUCUCAGGCUUUUCUUUCUCAGAAUCUCACAAGCAAUGACAUGGAUGCAGCCGACAGUCCCGCCGACAUCUCGCCCGAAAUUUCCAAGUCCGUUUCUCUCGAUCUCCAACGCUUCAAAUUCUCACCUGGAAUGUUAAUAAAGCAAAGUCAGGAUGAUGGGGGUGACGAGAUCACUUGGAGGAUAUCUCCAGUGAAUGAAAGACUACAGGCUGUGUCGAAGCACAUGCCAGAAGUUGCUAAAUUGUCUACAGAUUCGUUAAAGAUUAACUCUUUAAGCAUGCGCCCGUGUUCAUUAAACCAGAUUUCUCACAUAGCUGGAAAGAUUGACAAGCGGUUCUCUUCACCAAGAAGGGAGGCCACCGAAACAACUAUCUUACCUGCCAACAGAGAGAACUUGGAAAGGGUAAACCCAUUUCAGGACAUGGCAAUCCAUGUAAGCAUGUCUGAAGUGAAUGGCUCCCUUGCUACUCGACAGAGUCCUUUCAGGACUCCACCAUCUCUAUCCUAUUGUCAUGAAAGGGCUGCUAAUGAUGUUCAAUGCAAUGAACUGUCGGAUCAACUGAUUUUGAGACAGCACAAAAAGGCCUUGCUUGAACUUUUAGAUCAAGUAGAAGAUGUGAUUUCUGUUGAAGAUUCUGUAUUGAUUGGCAAUAAAGCAUAUUCAUCUACGGUUCAACAUGUAAAUGGAAAAGAGAUGCCUCCCAAAUCUAAUCCUCUGGUACAAAGAGAGGCGCCAGGUCCUCAAGAAAAGUUAACUAGGUCAACAUCAAAUCAUAAAUUUCUCAUAUUGGAGGUAUCUGAGAAGCAUAGGCCUGGUGAUCCCUUUGGUGCUUAUUGCCCAUAUAAGGUUCUUCGCUUGUUGAAUGAGCAGGGUGGAGAAGAAAGACUUGUCUAUUUGCAUGGAGAGUGGUUUCACAGUGUCAUUGCACCCGGAGAUACUGUAAAUGUGAUUGGUGAAUUUGAUGACCAAGGAAAAUGUAAAGUGGACCAUGACCAUAAUCUUUUGAUUGUUCAUCCUGACAUUCUACUCUCUGGAACUCGGGUUGCUGCAAGUUUCAGUUGCCCCAGACGUAGUGUACUUGAUGAGAGGCUAAAAUGCUGUGAGCAUUCAGAUGCAGCAUUAAUUGGCACCUUGCUGCACCAAAUAUUUCAGGCUGGACUUAUGGAUGAGAAGCCUACAGUAAAAUUUCUGGAGCGGUAUGCGAGAGUAGUUCUCCAGAAAAAUAUUGACAGCUUGUAUGCAUGUGGAGUCAAUGAACAUGAUAUGUUGAAGACCUUGGUUGAGGCUAUUCCAAAAAUAUUAAAUUGGAUUAUCGCAUUCAAAGGUUCACAGGAUUCAAAAGUCCCUGUCGUUGAUUUUGGUUCUGAUUAUGGAUUGAGAAACCUAAAAAUAUCUGAGGUCAUUGAUAUUGAGGAGAUGGCAUGGGCCCCAAAGUAUGGGUUGAAGGGAAUAAUCGAUGCUUCUAUUAGAGUAAAAGUAGAGUCAUCUGGAAAUGAAGCAAAUGAGAAGAUUUUGCCGCUAGAGUUUAAAACUGGGAAAGUUCCUAAUGGACAGUCAUCUUUGGAACACUGUGCUCAAGUCAUCUUGUACACUCUCCUUAUGUCUGAGAGGUACUUGAGACAUAUCGAUUCUGGUAUUUUACAUUAUCUCUAUUCAGAUCAGACACAGGGAAUUAUGGUGCGAAGGUCUGAUGUGGUUGGGUUAAUUAUGCGUCGUAAUGAGCUUGCAAGUGACAUACUCAAGGCAUCAAAAAUGCAACAAUUGCCCCCAAUGCUUCGGAGUCCAAGCAUGUGCAGAAAUUGCCACCAUCUUGCUGUUUGUACCAUCUAUCAUAAGGUGCAUGGUGGAAGCACAGAAAGUAGUGGGCUUGGUGAUGUGUUUGAUUCACACGUUUACCAUUUGACUGCUGCUCAUUGUGCUUUCCUCCAACAAUGGGAUCGGUUGAUUGACUUAGAGGCUAAAGAGACACAACUUGUAAGGAGUGAAAUAUGGCAUUCAAAUGCUAUGAAGAGUGAUCGCUCCACUAAUUGUCUUUCAUCUAUUGUUCUUGAUGCUUCAAAUGGGUUCUCACAGCAAAAGUCUCUCAAGGAUAAUCGAUUCAUCUAUCGUUUUGUGCCUCGGAUAUUGCUUCCUCACAAUGUCUAUGCAUCUAAAGGAGAUUCUUUGGAUGCUCCAUCUCCUCCAGUGAAUGAUUUAGAUUGUACACUUAAAAUUGGAGACUAUGUGAUUCUUAGUACUGAAUCUGGUCAUCAGACUGUUGCAAGUGGUGUCAUAGCAGAUAUUGGUCAAUUUCAUGUUUCUGUUUCCUUGUCUAAGCGCUUAAGGCUUCCUAGUAGUAAUUCUCUUCCAGAAGCAAAUGAUCUCCUUCAGGAGGUGUGGCGCAUUGAUAAGGAUGAAACCAUGACUUCAUUUUCAGUUAUGCGGUCCAACCUUGUACAACUUUUUUUACAGAAUGCGCAGAGUUCUCAUCUUAGGAAUAUAAUUGUUGACCUUGAGCCUCCUAGAUUUGAUAGUGGGUGUGUAUUUAGCCAAGAUCCAGCAAUAUCUUAUAUUUGGUCAGUGAAGAGUUUAAAUGGUGAUCAGCGCCGAGCAAUUCUUAAGAUACUUACUGCUAAGGAUUAUGCUUUAAUACUUGGAAUGCCUGGGACAGGCAAGACAUCUACUAUGGUUUAUGCUGUCAAGGCCUUGUUGAUGAGAUGUGCAUCUAUCUUGCUUACGUCCUAUACAAACUCUGCUGUUGAUAAUUUACUAAUCAAAUUGAAAGCUCAGGGUAUUGAUUUUCUACGAAUUGGAAGACAUGAAGCUGUUCAUGAAGAAGUUAGGGCCAAUUGCUUUUCAGCAAUGGAUGUACAGAGUGUGGAAGAAAUUAGACUAAGAUUCAACCAAGUCAAAGUUGUUGCAGUAACUUGUUUGGGAAUUACUAGCCCCUUGCUUGCAAACAAGAAAUUUGAUGUAUGUAUCAUGGAUGAAGCUGGGCAGAUCACUCUCCCACAGAUAUCCCUGGGACCCUUGAUGUUUGCUUCAAAGUUUGUUCUUGUUGGUGAUCAUUAUCAAUUGCCUCCCCUUGUCCAGAGUACAGAGGCCCGAGAGAAUGGAAUGGGGAUAAGUUUGUUUUGCAGGCUCUCUGAAGCACAUCCUCAGGCAAUUUCAGCCUUGCAAAGCCAGUAUCGUAUGUGUCAAGGCAUUAUGGAACUAUCAAAUGCUUUGAUAUAUGGUGACAGAUUGCGAUGUGGUUCUCCUGAAAUAGCUAAUCGCAAACUUAAAUUUUCAAGGUUAAAAUCUUGUUCCUCAUGGCUCAAUGAGGUUUUGAAUCCACACAAACCCAUUGUAUUUAUUAACACAGAUAUGUUGCCUGCUCAUGAGUCAAAAGAUUCCAAGACUGUCAAUAACCCAGUGGAAGCUUACAUUAUUGCAGAGGUCGCGAAGGAAUUAAUUAAAUGUGGAAUUGAAAGCGAAGAUAUUGGAAUCAUUACCCCCUAUAACUCGCAGGCAAAUCUCAUCAGAACUGCUGUUUGCAUAAUCUCUGUGGAGAUAAAUACCAUUGACAAGUACCAGGGAAGAGACAAGGACUGCAUAUUGGUAUCCUUUGUUAGGUCUAGUGAAAAUCCUAGAAAUUAUAGUUCCUCACUGCUUGGUGACUGGCAUAGGAUUAAUGUAGCACUUACACGUGCUAAGAAAAAAUUGAUACUGGUGGGCUCAUGCAAAACCCUUUCAAACGUCCCACUACUGAAGCUUCUCAUUGAUAAGGUUAAUGAGCAAUCUGGCAUCUUGAACGUCUCCCACGAGGAUAUCAAGCUCGAAGAGCACAAUGUAGAGCAAGUGGGAUGCUGUUAGAUUAGAUUAAUAGGUUUCGGCUAAUUUUCUCAUUGCAAAAGUAAAUGGAAUUUUUUUUCCCUUGAAAUAUGUAUAUAAUUCUCAAAAUUUUUGCAACUGUCUAAAACAUUUAAUGCAAAUGAAAGAAAUUAAAUCGUACCCGUAUAAUAAAGUUUUAUAUCUUUUUCAUUAAUAAACACCUUGCAAGUGAAAGCCAUUCA
Hevea brasiliensis (rubber tree) is the source of this 4571-nucleotide messenger RNA. RefSeq names its product DNA replication ATP-dependent helicase/nuclease JHS1-like. Gene Ontology annotation, molecular function: 5'-flap endonuclease activity; single-stranded DNA helicase activity. The record is from RefSeq and is a predicted model, not a curated record. The transcript is spliced from 34 exons. Bases 106 to 4371 code for a protein of 1421 amino acids. Gene Ontology annotation, cellular component: cytoplasm. NCBI's taxonomy places the organism in Eukaryota, Viridiplantae, Streptophyta, Magnoliopsida, Malpighiales, Euphorbiaceae. Gene Ontology annotation, biological process: replication fork reversal.